Molecule: messenger RNA, 688 nt
Organism: Hippopotamus amphibius kiboko
Lineage: Eukaryota; Metazoa; Chordata; Mammalia; Artiodactyla; Hippopotamidae
Gene: DYNLRB1
Product: dynein light chain roadblock-type 1
Exons: 4
Coding region: 82-372 (96 amino acids)
Biological process (GO): microtubule-based movement
Cellular component (GO): centrosome; cytoplasm; cytoplasmic dynein complex
Molecular function (GO): dynein intermediate chain binding
Source: RefSeq, a predicted model, not a curated record
GACAGCAGCUGUGCGCAGGCGCAGGGAGACUGCGGGACUGGGCUGAGGGCUGGCGACGCGGAGCUACGGGAUCGGUCCGAGAUGGCAGAGGUGGAGGAGACACUGAAACGACUUCAGAGCCAGAAGGGUGUGCAGGGAAUCAUCGUGGUGAACACAGAAGGCAUUCCCAUCAAGAGCACCAUGGAUAAUCCCACCACCACACAGUACGCCAACCUCAUGCACAACUUCAUCUUGAAAGCCCGGAGCACCGUGCGCGAAAUUGACCCCCAGAAUGACCUCACCUUCCUUCGAAUUCGCUCCAAGAAAAAUGAAAUUAUGGUUGCACCAGAUAAAGACUAUUUCCUGAUUGUGAUUCAGAAUCCAACGGAAUAAGCCGCUGUCUUGGCUCCCUGUGUCAUUCCUUAAUUUAAUGCCCCUCAAGAAUAAUAGCGUUAAUCAUGUCAACUGACUGGCAUGUGGAAGACACCGUAGAGCCCUCUCAGACCAGUCUGUGACCAGGGGUUGGCUGCAGCUCCACCUACCCCGCCACAGUCAUCCCUCUGCUGGCCAAUCGCCCCUGAUUUUCCAGGAGGAAAAUCAUGUCCAGGUUUUGGAGAAGCCCACACCCUGUUUCCUUCUGACUUUGAGUUCACUUUGUCGCCCUUGGAAAAGGCUGUUUUUCUUUAACUAAACAUAACCAAAACGCUUA